Messenger RNA from Marchantia polymorpha subsp. ruderalis, 2603 nucleotides. The record is from the annotation of a GenBank genome assembly. NCBI's taxonomy places the organism in Eukaryota, Viridiplantae, Streptophyta, Marchantiopsida, Marchantiales, Marchantiaceae.
CGCCUCGUCCCCCACGGCAGUAAUUAAGAUUCAGCUGAAUCCAUGCAUAUUCUAAAAUAUACUGGUCCAAUACAUUUCUACCUGCAGUAUUCGUACUGAGAGUUGCAACGCUCCUCAUCACUUUCGACGUCCGUACAGCUUAGAAUAUCAGAUAUAUCAUACGUCUUGUAGUCGAGUUUCCACUUCUGGAUCCAAAAAGUUAGGCUGACGUACGCAAGUGACGUCUACAUGUCUGUGUUUCUACUGUCUGUCUUGGACUAUAAAUAUGCGUAUCAUUCGCGCUCUUCCAUAUCUCCCUCUUCAGUGCUAGAAGCAGCUUCGAAGCUUGCUCUGAGUUUCAAACUCAAAGCAAGACUUGAGGCACUGUUCUGAUACACGUCUGGAGAAUUCGGCUGUUCACACGUCAGUUUCACAUGGUGUACGCAUGAUUCACGGAGUCUGAAUCAUCUGAAGCUUCACUCGCCGGCGGCAUCCAUCUCCUUUGUCGAGAUGGUAGAAUCAUCGAUACAGCCGCAAGGCUGGGGAAGAUUCAGUGCAAAUGUUCGGCCCAAAUGGGCCUCGUACGUGUGUUCGAUGGUCAUCGUCCUGCAGUUUCUGAUGCAGAGCGCCGAGGCGGACCCAGUCCUCGGAACAAGCCGUGGCUACUGCAGGCCUGUUACCAUCGCCAACAACAAAACCCAAGACUGCUGUCUGCCAGAGCCGAAGAGGCCGCCCAUCCCGUUCAAGCUUCCCACUAAUCCUAUUAUGCGAGUGCGUAGGCCUGCGCACGAGCUGGCGCAAGAUGUGGAGUACGUGAACAAGUACAACUUGGCUUACACAAGGAUGAAGGCACUCCCCGAUGACGAUCCUCGGAGCUUCCUGAGACAAUGGCACACUCACUGCUCUUUCUGCGUGGAGGCAUUCUUGUCCAGAUAUCUCAAUGGCACUGCUACACCAUAUCCUCUCCAACUGCAUUUCAGCUGGACCUUCCUCCCGUGGCACAGGAUGCUGAUCUACUUCCACGAGAGGAUUCUGGGCAGUCUGAUCGACGACCCUGAGUUCGCUCUCCCGUUCUGGAACUGGGACAACCAGCUGGACCCGACUGCAGGACAAGUUCCUCAAAUUUUCCUCCCGUAUCCAGCGGGUUCCGCAUUCAACAAUCCUUUUCUUCACGAGGGUAAAGUCAGAAACACCAACCAUCUGCCCCCGAAGGUUCUCCCACUCGACUACAAUGCAAUUGACGAGGCGGCUGGGGUUGUCAACACCCCUGAGGAAAUCAAAGACGCCAACCUGUGCAUGGUAUGGAACAUGGUUUACAACAAGGUGAGCGCUCAAGAAUUCUUGGGUGGUAAGUACAACACCAGCGCGAACCUCGGCGCUCAAGGCAACGUAACCGUGGGUGAGUCUGGAGGCGCAGAAAGUCUCCACAACACGGCGCACGAAUGGGUGGGCAUGAUGAACAACGCCCAGUUCCCCGACAAUGAAGACAUGGGGGUGUUCACCUACGCUGGCAGGGAUCCAAUCUUCUACUCUCACCACGCCAAUGUCGACCGUCUGUGGGAUGUGUGGCAAACUCUUCCCGACAAGGUGACAGAAGAUGGAACCAGAACGAGAAAGGAGUUCGAUGACGUCGACUUCCUUGAGACAGAAUUCACAUUCUACGACGAGAACCAAGACAUGGUGAGGGUGAAGGUGAAGGAUACUCUCAGCAGUGAGAAGCUGGGAUACACUUAUCAAGAUAUGAGCGCAGCUGAUAGGCUAUGGAUCGACCACAAGCCCCAAACGAGCCGACCGAGUUUCAGAACUACUCAGAUGGCGUACUCUCCCAACGACUACCCGGAGGUGGUCCUGAACGCGAACAACACCAUCGGAAGCACUCCCGUGUGCUUCAAGCUGGCACGACGACCUCCUAACAGGGAUGAUCUGAAGGGCACACAAGUGAAGCACAUCGGCGAGUUGAGCGAGGGGCUUCUGAUUGAGAAGGUUAUGGUGCCCGAGAUGAUGUACGUGCGCUUUGAUGUGUACGUCGACUUUCCUACAGCCAACAUGGAAUCGGAUGUGGACAAGUCCGACUACGUGGGUUCGUUCACUCAUCUUCCCAGUGGAGUUACGAGCAUGAAGGACGUCACCGCCCAGGUUCCCGUGGCCGAUGAAGACUUGUUCCGCGAGCUGAACAUUCGAUUCAGCAUUGGUACAGCGCUCAGAAGGAUAGGCAUUAAGGACUACAGCACUGACAUCACGGUGACUGUUGUGCCGAAGUUCAGACCUGGUGAUGAGAACAAAACCAUCACCUUCGCCAACCUCAAGCAGGAGUUUUGUUAAGUCUUCGUUUCGGUUGUACUAAGUCCGAGAGACAGGAUUCUGAUGCCCAGGAAUCAGAGCGGUUUGAGAUCAUAGAGAGUUGUAGGUCGCCUUCCGUGAUUUUGAUAGGUAUGUGCCUUGCAUCUUACGCUCCUCUCAUCUGCCGAACUCUGGGGUCAAAAGCAGGUAUGAUUCAUGUAUUAUGUGGUACUGGGAAACGCUGGCCGUAUUCAUUCUCCAUUGAGAACAAUGUAAACUGUGAUCAAAUGCAGUCUCCAACUGCAUUUAUUGAAAUUUAUAAAUUCCAGUACCUUCAAAGCUCC